UCUUAGGGGCACAUUAGCGCCUGUCCCAUAUCAGAAUGGAGCUGUACUCAAGAUCCCUGUGUCAAUUUGGCUUCCUGAUUGUCCUGUGCACACUACUCUCAGUGAGACAAUCUGGCAGCACGUUUGUCCCGGGACGAUGUUUAUGUCCAAAAACCCAGCUAAGUGUCAGAGGUCCCCUUAAAGAGCUCUCAGUCUUCCACAGGAGUCCCAGCUGUGACAAGAUAACAGUCAUUGUGACAAUGAAGAGGGACAAUGCAGCAGUGUGUCUGAGUCCAGAAGGUCAGAUGGCCAAACAGCUCAUUCGAUGCUGGAAUAAGGCCCAUAAGCUUGGCCGUAACGUGAAAGUAUGCCUCAGGAGGAACAGAAGGCGAACAAAAGGUCACCAGAGGCAACGACAAAGACACCGGGGUCAGAACCACAGUGGGUCGGCCUCCACAUCCGAGUGAACGUCCAUGGGGUCAACUACUGCAGAAUGAGAUUUGAGCUCCAGCCACUUCAAGGACUGGUGGAGCUGUAUAAAGAACGUUUUUCAUGUUUCAUUUCAGCCUUUAUGUUGUUGUCUGUAGCAUUUGAAGACAACAGUGGCUUUGUAUGAGACUGAUUUCACUUUAGGCCCUGGAGGCUUAUAACUUGUACAUAGAUCAUACAGGAAUGACCUUAUAUAGACUGCUGACACUAUUUUGUAUUUAUUUUACAUAACUUUUGUAUAUUUGUAAUAAAAAAAUGAGCAAAGCUACCCUGUGAUUUAUGU
Molecule: messenger RNA, 751 nt
Organism: Periophthalmus magnuspinnatus
Lineage: Eukaryota; Metazoa; Chordata; Actinopteri; Gobiiformes; Gobiidae
Product: C-X-C motif chemokine 11-like
Exons: 4
Coding region: 36-446 (136 amino acids)
Biological process (GO): chemokine-mediated signaling pathway; inflammatory response; antimicrobial humoral immune response mediated by antimicrobial peptide
Cellular component (GO): extracellular region
Molecular function (GO): CXCR chemokine receptor binding; chemokine activity
Source: RefSeq, a predicted model, not a curated record